AUGGAUAUCAUUUUAGGCAUCAGAGUGGCCGACUCCACCAUCAUUGCCACUUCCAAGGCGGCCACCCGGGGUAUCUCGGUGCUCAAGGCCAACGACGAUAAGACCCGGGUGCUCAAUACCCACAACCUCAUUGCGUUUACCGGGGAGGCGGGCGACACCGUCCACUUUGCCGAGUACGUCCAGGCCAACAUCCAAUUGCACACCAUGAGAGAGGGCCACGAGUUGAGUCCCACUGCAUGCACCAACUUCAUUCGCCUGGAGCUUGCCACCUCAAUCAGACUGAGAAAGCCGUACCAGGUUAACUGUUUGGUGGCGGGGUUCGACACCAAGACUUCGAAGCCGAGCUUGACGUGGAUUGACUACUUGGGUACUAAGACCGAGCUUCCCUACGGUGCCCACGGCUACGCUGCCUUCUACUGCACCUCGCUUUUGGACAAGCACUACAAGGAAGGGUUGACGGUGGAGGAAGGUCUCAAGUUGAUGGACAUGUGCUUGAAGGAGCUUGAAUUGAGAAUGCCCAUCGACUUUAAGGGGGUUUACCUCAAGGUGGUCGACAAGGACGGGGUGAAGGCUAUUGGUGGCGAGGACCCGCUGGACUUGCCUCCCGCCGAAGCGUCGCUGGCUCCCGCCGUUCAAGCGUCGGCUUAA
Messenger RNA from Diutina rugosa, 648 nucleotides. RefSeq names its product proteasome core particle subunit beta 4 (gene PRE1). Gene Ontology annotation, biological process: proteasomal protein catabolic process. Lineage: Eukaryota; Fungi; Ascomycota; Pichiomycetes; Serinales; Debaryomycetaceae. Bases 1 to 648 code for a protein of 215 amino acids. The record is from RefSeq and is a predicted model, not a curated record. Gene Ontology annotation, cellular component: cytosol; nucleus; proteasome core complex, beta-subunit complex. The transcript has a single exon. Gene Ontology annotation, molecular function: peptidase activity.